Messenger RNA from Dothidotthia symphoricarpi CBS 119687, 1413 nucleotides. Its product is annotated as glycosyltransferase family 50 protein. Gene Ontology annotation, biological process: GPI anchor biosynthetic process. The record is from RefSeq and is a predicted model, not a curated record. Lineage: Eukaryota; Fungi; Ascomycota; Dothideomycetes; Pleosporales; Dothidotthiaceae. The coding region runs from base 87 to 1388 and encodes 433 amino acids. The transcript is spliced from 4 exons. Gene Ontology annotation, cellular component: glycosylphosphatidylinositol-mannosyltransferase I complex; membrane. Gene Ontology annotation, molecular function: GPI mannosyltransferase activity; alpha-1,4-mannosyltransferase activity.
UCAGGCUUUCGUUGUUUGUGUUCGAUUUUUCUGUUCAGUGCAGUUUCUCAGCUCCGAGUUCGUGAGCUCGCAGAUCCCUUUCCUCAAUGGCUUCCUUUUCCUUGUUUCAAUCUCCCACAUUAGUCUUUACUGCGGCCAUCCUCUUACGAGUCUCUCUCCUGUUCUAUGGACUCUUUCAAGAUGCCCACUCGCCCAUGAAGUACACGGAUAUUGAUUACUACGUAUUCACCGACGCUGCACGCUUCAUCUCUUCUGGUCAAUCACCAUAUGCACGGGAUACAUAUCGCUAUACCCCUUUACUCGCCUGGCUUAUCUACCCGACAACAUGGUCAGGCCCAGUUUGGUUUUCUUUCGGUAAAGUCUUGUUCGCAGUCGGCGAUGUAGUGGCUGGUUGGAUGAUGUUUCGGAUCUUACGGACGUAUAGGGGUAUGGGCCAGGAGAGAGCCUUGAAGUUUGCAAGCAUCUGGCUGCUGAAUCCGAUGGUGGCUACGAUCAGUACGAGGGGAAGCUCUGAAGGAUUGCUGGGUGUCUUUGUCACGGCGCUGCUCUGGGCAGUAUUGGCGAGGAGAAUGGCAGUCGCAGGGUUUCUGCUGGGAUUCGUGGUGCACUUCAAGAUCUACCCAUUUAUCUAUGCAGUGUCGAUUGUGUGGUGGCUUGACGACAGCAAGAUGGAGAAAGGGAAGGGUGGUGGAUCGAAGUCUUCGACGUCGCUGAUGAGUCAAGUGCUAGACUUCUGCAACCCGCAAAGAAUAGCACUGGCCAUGUACAGCAUCAUUACCUUCAUAGCGUUGAACGCCGUUAUGUACCUCGUGUACGGAUGGCCAUUUCUUGAGCACAGCUAUUUCUACCACCUGAUUCGGAUCGACCACAGGCACAACUUCUCGCCCUACAACACGCUCCUCUAUCUCAAUUCAUCGCCAAACCCCGACUUACAUUCCGCUACACCAUCAUUCGAACUCGAGCGCCUGGCAUUCCUUCCCCAACUACUUCUCAGCGCUAUCAUGAUCCCACUAGCACUGGCCAAAAAAGACCUCCCGAAUACAAUGUUAGCGCAGACCUUUGCAUUCGUGACGUUCAACAAGGUCUGCACAAGUCAGUAUUUCCUCUGGUACAUGAUGUUUCUUCCAUACUAUCUUCCCAAUUCAACCCUCCUGCGGUCACCAGUAGUCGGCAUAACAGCGCUUCUGUGCUGGAUCGCUGGCCAGGCUGCUUGGCUACAGCAAGGCUUCCAACUCGAGUUCAACGGCCAUUCCACCUUCGUACCUGGGUUGUGGGCAUCUGCAAUCCUGUUCUUUCUCAUCAAUGCCGGAAUCUUGGGGAUUAUCAUACACGAUACUAAAGUGAACCCAUAUAAGAACGAGACAGGAAAGUUGAAGAAGAAGCUAUGACAAUUAUGUUGAAGUAGAAGACUAG